CUCCCUCCUCCUCUCUCUCUCUCUCUCUCUCUCUCUCUUCCUCGCGAGAACGAAGAAGAAACCCUAAUCAUCAAUCCUUCUUUCCUUCCCUCUCUCUUCUCGUCCCGUCCUCGCCGAAUCCGGCGGUUGCGCCAGCGAUCGACCGCCGCGGAGGGCGAAGAUGUCCCACGGUGACACCAUUCCCCUCCACCCCUCAUCCCAGUCGGACAUCGACGAGAUCGAGAACCUCAUCAACGCCGGCCCCGCCACCGUCCUCCCCGCCCGGCCCCCAAGCCCUCCCCGCGCUUCCAUUCCGGUCUCCUCCUCCCCCUUCCUCCCCUCCAACCUCCCCCCUCCUCCCCCCUCUGUGCCUGCUGCCACCGCCUACCAUAAGGCCCCCACCUCCGCCGCUCCGCCUGCCGCCGAGACCUCCAGCGGCGGCAUCGCCGGCGACGGCUUCGGCUCGCCGCCCAACACGCUGACGGAACCCGUCUGGGACACCGUCAAGCGGGAUCUGUCGCGGAUCGUGAGCAAUCUGAAGCUGGUCGUGUUCCCCAACCCCUACCGGGAGGAUCCGGGCAAGGCACUCCGGGAUUGGGAUCUCUGGGGCCCCUUCUUCUUCAUCGUCUUCCUUGGGCUCACUCUUUCUUGGUCGGCGUCCGUGAAGAAGUCUGAAGUAUUUGCUGUUGCAUUUGCGGUCCUUGCGGCUGGUGCUAUUAUUCUCACAUUAAACGUUCUACUUCUGGGUGGGCACAUAAUAUUCUUCCAGAGUCUUAGUCUUCUUGGAUACUGCCUUUUUCCUCUGGAUAUUGGAGCUGUUAUUUGCAUGCUGAAGGACAAUGUCAUAAUCAAGAUAACUGUGGUGGCUAUAACAUUGGCAUGGAGCUCAUGGGCGGCAUACCCAUUUAUGAGUGCGGCUGUUAAUCCGAGACGGAAGGCCUUGGCUCUGUAUCCUGUUUUUCUCAUGUAUAUCUCUGUUGGCUUUUUAAUCAUUGCAAUAGAUUAAGGAAUCAAUGUGUCAUCACUUUGUGAUUUUCAAAGGUUGCAAGCCCCUGUUUAAUUGAGUCACCAAGGCGUAUACAAGUAUAGAUAGACAUUGUUUUGUAGUUGGAUUUUGUUGUUAGAGACUCGUACGCUCCUUUCGGCUUAAAGUCUAAAAUGCUGGUUGCUGCUGGCUUUGUAUCUUCAUGGGUUCCAUAUUGUACGUAUGGAAUCACACACCUGGCCACCAGAAUCAAGAUGGCUGUAAAUUUUUCAUUUGGUUUAAACCAAAGAAUUCUGCAAAAUGACACCAAAUGUUUUGACUUCCCAUGGAAAUGCAAUAACUUUUUUUUAUUUGGAGAAA
Messenger RNA from Elaeis guineensis (African oil palm), 1324 nucleotides. Its product is annotated as protein YIP4b-like. Gene Ontology annotation, cellular component: trans-Golgi network; membrane. Gene Ontology annotation, biological process: endoplasmic reticulum to Golgi vesicle-mediated transport. NCBI's taxonomy places the organism in Eukaryota, Viridiplantae, Streptophyta, Magnoliopsida, Arecales, Arecaceae. The record is from RefSeq and is a predicted model, not a curated record.